CUCCGGACCAGGAGGCAAAGGGCAGGGAGCCGGGCUCAGUUGACUGCCUGGCACCAAGCAGCACCAGCUGGAGACAAGCCGCGCUGAGCUUCUAGAAGCAUCUCCAGGUGACACCAGGGGACUGAAGACACUCCCACCGGGGACUCGACAGGAAUAAUGGGAAACCAAAUGAGUGUUCCACAAAGAGUCGAAGACCAAGAGAAUGAAUCAGAGAUAGACACUAACAAGGCGGCGUCUGAGAGUAGAUGCGCACAAAACGGGGUGCCGGUGAUCAUAUCAACCUGCGACAUUCCUUGCUAUGAUGAAGUUGAUUUGGGAAUAAGUGUCAAGGAGGAUAAUGCGGUCACUUCUUCCCCCGAGACAAUGGAGAUGAGCGCUGUUGCGGAUGCCAACGGAAAGAAUCUUGGGAACGAGGCCAAAGCCGGGGCGCCAGCUGCUAAAUCUCGUUUUUUCUUGACACUCGCUCGGCCUGUACCAGGACGUGCUGGAGACCAAGCCACGGAUGCAUCCACUGGGUCAGUGAAGCUUGAUGUCAGCUCCAAUAAAGCUCUAGGGAACAAAGAACCAAGUGAGAGCGUGACUCUCCCGGGGGCAGCUGCACGGGGGCACGACCCAGAUAAAACCCCGGGGCAGAGCCCAGCCGGGGCCGAAGGCGUCUCUGCCACUUGGGGACCAGCGCCCGUCUCACCUGAGUCAGGGGGAGCAGCCCCCGCCAAGCCUAAGGACUCCGGCUUUUUUGACAAACUCUUCAAACUGGACAAGGGACGGGAAAAGGCACCAGUGGACAGCCAACAGGAAGCCAAGAGCGCGGAGCGUCAGGACCAGGCCGAGGAAGUCCCUGGAUUGUCAAGGCCGCCCGAUGAUGUCCCUGCAGAGAGGGACAUAGUUGACAGCAAGGGGAAGGAAGGACAAGAGAUCCCGACUGUGAGGUGCUCUGUCCCUGGGGACCCAGAGGAACUGGACGUUGCAAAGGAGGACCCCCAGGCAACAGAUACAACAGAGAAUCGUAAUUCCAUCAUGAGCUUCUUUAAAACUCUGGUUUCACCUAACAAAGCUGAAACAAAAAAAGAUCCGGAAGAUACGGCAUCCAAAGCAGAAAGUGUCUGUGAUGGACAAGCUGGGCAGAAGAUCUGUGAGAUCCAAGCUAAAGCCACCAAGAAAAAGCCCCUGCAUAGCCCCAGGCUAGGAUUCGCCUUUAGGAAAUUCUUUAGGCAUAAGGGUGCUGAAAAGCCACCUGUCCCGUCACCUGACGUCCAGUCAGACAAAGCUAACUUUAUAUCCCAGGAGACCAGAGGGACGGCCAAGAAUCCUACAUCCUCUGAAACAGCGAAGGAAACCCCCAAGGAAAAGGGGGCACCCACCUCUCUGCCUCUGAGCAAACUGUUCUGGAAAAAGUCAGUUAAAGAGGAUUCGGUCCCCGCAGGUGCAGAGGAGAAUGUGGUGUGUGAAUCACCAGUAGAGGUUGUAAAGUCCGAGGAAGUAGAAUCAGCCUUACAAACGGUGGAUCUCAACGAGGAAGGAGAUACCACACCUGAACCCACAGAAGUAAAACUCAAAAGAGAAGACCCCAGACCACCAAGAACCUCCCUGAUGGCGUUUCUCAGACAAAUGUCAGUGAAAGGGGAUGAAGGGAUCACCCACUCAGAAGAAAUAAAUGGGAAAGACUCCAGCUGUCAAACAUCGGACUCCGCGGAGAAGGUCAUCAUGCCCCCGGAGCCGGAGCCGGCAGGGGCGGGCCAGAAGGGCAAGGAGGGUUCCUCCAAAGACAAGAAGGUGGCGGCUGAGGGGAACAGGCAGAAGAGCAACAAGCAGGACGCCAAAGAACCCGCCCAGUGUGCGGAGCCGGCCGUGGUGGAGGUGAACUCACUGCAGAACGGGGACAAGUCCCAGAAGAGACCGGAGAAGCGGCGGCAGUCCCUCGGCGGCUUCUUUAAGGGCCUGGGACCAAAGCGGAUGUUGGACGCCCAAGUGCAGACAGACCCUGUAUCCAUCGGACCAGCUGGUAAAACCAAGUAAACAAAUUACUACAGUUCCCACCAAGUUGUCCUGCACCAAGAUGUCUUCUCCCUACUCCGUUUCCUCCCCCAGCCCACUCCAUGUACAUAGUCUUCUUCUCGUGGCCAUCAAAUGAAAUUCUGCCUACAAAUUAAGCCUGAGCUGUUGUAUAUUGAGGUGUAUUAUUUACGUCUCGGGUCCAAUCUUUUCCGGUGAAUGACCGUAAAGAUGGUUUAGCAGGUUAACCGGUUAGGUCAGAAGAGUUGAAGGUUGCCAAGCAGAGAGCGGAGGGGGCGGAGGAAUGCGUCCUGGCGAAGUUACGAAACGUGGCAGUGGUGAGUAAGUUGCAGAGGGAAUUAAGUUCUGUAGUACAUGCAGGCUCCUCUUCUGAGCUCCAAGAGGAGAGACAAAAAUCCGGUUAAGUUCACAUUUGGAGGAGGGACAACAUGGGCUCUGUGCCGGGAGGUUGCCAACUUCCUGAAAUGGAAUGUGUGGGGAAUGGAAAAGGAAUGAAUACGAGUCGCUUUUCGAAUAAGGUCCUUGAAAGUUAUUGAUGAGAGGGAAAAGAUUGACCGCAGAGGGUUUGAAAUGAUUUGGGAAGACAGCUGCGCUCAGUGAUGAGGACAAGGAUUACAACUUCAGGGAAAAAAAAAAAAAAAAAAAAAAGGCACAAAAUAAAUGCAGUUGCAAGUUUACUUUGCGACACAAGGGGGCACCGAGGUCUCCGUUUUAAUCCUGCGUCCUGUAGCCCUAACAAAGAUUUGGUCUCCGCAUCUUACAUUAUUAAUGCUUCUCAGAUGGCUGAGGGACUUCCUUCAUCUGUUCUGUCUGACACUUAUCUCAAAGUCUGUCUGUAAUUUCCUAAUGUUUCAGGAUGUGCUCCGAUAAAACCCUCCCCAUAACCCCAGUUAAUAAAAAAUUUCCAGAAGAUUAUUCAAAUACCCGAGGUUUUUUUUUUUUAAUACGUGUACAGAGGAGUAAAUAGGACCAUGAGUCUAUUAAAAUGUAAUUCAAAGUAGCAUAUGAUUGAUUGAUAUCAUGUAUACUGUACCUUUCUUUUUCUGAUUUAAUAAAAAAAAUACAUUUACAUCUAAA
Molecule: messenger RNA, 3090 nt
Organism: Felis catus (domestic cat)
Lineage: Eukaryota; Metazoa; Chordata; Mammalia; Carnivora; Felidae
Gene: BCAS1
Product: brain enriched myelin associated protein 1
Exons: 13
Coding region: 157-2016 (619 amino acids)
Biological process (GO): myelination
Source: RefSeq, a predicted model, not a curated record